Messenger RNA from Drosophila guanche, 838 nucleotides. RefSeq names its product cuticle protein 7 (gene Cpr30B). The coding region runs from base 231 to 686 and encodes 151 amino acids. The record is from RefSeq and is a predicted model, not a curated record. The transcript has 2 exons. NCBI's taxonomy places the organism in Eukaryota, Metazoa, Arthropoda, Insecta, Diptera, Drosophilidae. Gene Ontology annotation, cellular component: extracellular matrix.
UCACUUAAUGAGCGCGCUCCACUCGGAGGCGCGUGCCACACCAACCAUUUGGGUGGAUUGCCACAUCAUAGUUGGAGUUGGAGUUGAAGCAGAAGUCGGGCUGGACUGGAUGGAGCUGAGUAUAAAACGACCCGAGGACUCGAUAGAUUAAUUACUUCGAUUCCGAUCUCCGUCGAGUGCAUUACAUUAGUCCCAGAGUUCUCAGAACACCACCACAGACCAAAAAGCAAAUGAUGGGAAAAUUGAGCUUUCUGUUCUGCCUGGGCCUGGCUCUGACUCUGAGCCUAGGCAACGCCCUGGAACUGCAGCCGGAGCCGGACUACGGACCAGUGGCCUACGAAUUCCACUGGUCGGUCAACGACCCGCACACCGGGGACAUCAAGAGCCAAAAGGAGGUGCGCAAGGAUGACAAAGUGGAGGGCGUCUACGAGCUGAUCGACUCGGAUGGCUAUCGUCGCAUUGUCCAGUACAAGGCGGACGAUCACAACGGCUUCGAGGCCAUUGUUCACCGAGAGCCCACCGACAUCAAGAUCCCUCAGCCAGAGGCACCCAAAAAGCUGAUUGCCGCCAAGCUCGUGGCUGCGCCGCUCGUCCACUACGCCGCCCCCAAGGCACUCAUCAAGCAGGAGCUGUCGCCAGGUAAUUAUGUCUCUGUUUCCAGACCCACAGCUCAGUACAAGUACUGAGGCCGGGCCGCGCACCUACGACUGACUACAUCCCUCAGCAUAGCCUCACCUCUCCAUGAUCCCAUAAGGAAAGCCAACUGCACAAAUGUCAUAAUUCAAUUAUAUAUACGCCAUUAUCCUGUACUCUAAUACAUGCUCGUACGUACAUAUGU